AUGCCCUUUGCACGGUGUAGAUUCGGCGGUGCGCCUGGAGGCCGUGGACGCGGAUUCUCAGCAAAUGGGGGCGGCCACUCAGAUGGCAUACCGACAGGGCCGCGCGGCGCUACCGGACGUACGCAAGACUCGGGCUGGAACACAACGCCUUCCGGAGGGGGCAACGGAACAGCUUCGACGGGUGCGUGGGGCACCUCGUCGGGAGGAACAUCGUCUGGUGGGUGGGGCGCAUCGACGGGAGAAACAACACCUGGCGGAUGGGGUACAUCGACGGGGGAAACACCUGGUGGAUGGGGUACAUCAACGGCGGAAACACCUGGCGGAUGGGGUAAUGCACCUGGGGGAGCAUCACCAGGCGCAUCGGGUGUACCAUCGGGUGAUGGGGCAGCAGCACCAGGUGGAUGGGGAACAAACGACUGGGGGUCCAACACGGGCGCCGGCAACGGAGGCUGGGAUGAUAGGACUGGUAGUGGGCCUGCGGCCCCUGCACCGGUUCCCGCCGUGGCCAGAGCGCCCCCUAGGACUGAUACAUCUCAGACACCAUGGCCAGCCGUUGAACAGAACACGGCAGAAUCGUGGGGUUGGGCUUCGAAUACGGGUGGGGGAUCGACAUCAGAUGCAGGCGGUGCAUGGCCCGCCGGUGCGACCAGCAGCGGUCAUGGCGGGUGGAAUGACACCAGCCAGCCCGGCGCAAGUUGGGGCGUCACAGGCGAAGUCAGGGCUACUGAACCGCCGGAACCACCUGCCCCGAACCCGUUCUCGUUCAGCGAGGCCCCCCAAACCAACACUGGCAGCGGCUCUCGUUCUCGCACCGUAUCCGUCUCUGGGGCAAGUAGCGUCACUGCACGGGAUGAACCGAGGACAGGUCCCGUCGUCACCAGCAAUGCCGUGCACGCUAGGUCCCCCAGUCAGGACGACCGAGGGCUUAACGGUCCCUUUGCUGCGCUGCUUGGUUCGUCGGCAGCAGCCCGAAGGACGUCCUAUGCCUUCGACGACCCUACAAUAAGCCCUUCAGAGCCAACGUAUCUCGCGCAAGGUGACGCUGACCCGGACGAACCUGGUUCUGAUGAACAAGCUCUGUCGUGGAAGUCGUUCGUCACGUAUAUCUACAAGGCGGUCCAGUACCUGCAGGACAUCACCGAAGCAAACGCCGCGGGCGACAGAGUCAGGCGGCUGUUGAGGUCGCGGCGGCUGCAGGACGCGAGCGAGGCCGCACGUUCGCCGCUCGAGAAGGCGUACAGCGAACACAAGAAGUCGGCGCAGAAGCUCGAGAAGCGCCUCGAAGAUGUUCUCACCAAGCUAGAGAGGUAUCCGCUCGAUGCGUGCUGGAACGGGUCUGCAGACAACAGCGGUGAUCUCGACGCGCUCAAGGAGUAUGCGAAGGAUCUGAAGGAUUACAUGGCCGUCAUGAAUGAGCAAAUGCAAGGUAUUCGUAGACUGCCCGCUGAACCCGUAGCCGACAACCAGCCCCCUCUCUCUGAAGGAAAUGAGUCCGACUUCUCGGCAAGCCUGACCAAAGUCGAGAGCCGCAUAGAUGACCUGCAGACCUACCUCCAGGAACUCGUGACCCAUUCGAUGCCGACUUCAGUCCAACUCGCCGUCGAGGAGGCAGCCGCCCGGAGCCGAGCCGAACUGGAGCAGCGCACGGCGGCAGCAGAGGCUGCUAUCGCCCACGCGAUGGAGCAGAAAUACGUCGAGAUGAAAGAGGAGAUCGGUCUCGCGCUCGACACGCUGGAUAAGUUGCGUGAAGACGUGCGGUAUAUCAAGGAGCGCGACUCCAAGUGGUGGCAGGAGGCGUAUAAGCUCAACGCGGAGCACGAGGACCUGUCUUCGCGUCUGACAAGGCUCGAGCACGAGAGGCAAGACGCGCUCGCCACGCAGAACGCGAACACGCGCGCCAUCAGCGACCUCGAGGCCGCGUUCAGGCGCUUCUCGAUCCACCAGCCGACGCCGCCCCCGCCCCCGCCGCCGACGACCGACGAGCUCUGCGCGCGGCUGGCCGAGCUCAUGUGGCCGAGGUACGAGCAAGAGGUUAUGGCGGCCGUGUCCGCGGUGCAGGACAGCGCGCUCAACCACGCGCGGAAGCAGGAGGAACUGCUCUACUCGAAGGUAUACGAGCAGCUGCAGCCGAGCUUGCGCGUCCUCACGAAUCUCAAUGAGUUCAUCGAGGCGCAGCGCUCGCGCGCGGUGGACCCGUCGCCUGCGCUUGCGCAGCUCUUGCAGCAGGCGACGUCGUGA
Molecule: messenger RNA, 2238 nt
Organism: Fomitopsis serialis
Lineage: Eukaryota; Fungi; Basidiomycota; Agaricomycetes; Polyporales; Fomitopsidaceae
Exons: 6
Coding region: 1-2238 (745 amino acids)
Source: RefSeq, a predicted model, not a curated record